Molecule: messenger RNA, 1934 nt
Organism: Blastocystis hominis
Lineage: Eukaryota; Bigyra; Opalinata; Blastocystidae
Exons: 3
Coding region: 1-1887 (628 amino acids)
Biological process (GO): endoplasmic reticulum unfolded protein response; cellular response to unfolded protein; protein refolding
Cellular component (GO): endoplasmic reticulum chaperone complex; endoplasmic reticulum lumen; membrane
Molecular function (GO): misfolded protein binding; ATP hydrolysis activity; ATP-dependent protein folding chaperone
Source: RefSeq, a predicted model, not a curated record
AUGAUGAAUAAAGUGCUAUUUGCUAUUGUGGCUCUCACCGCGCUUGCUUUUGCGGAGGAAGAAGAGAGUCUGGGAAAUGUGAUCGGUAUCGAUCUGGGUACCACCUACUCUUGCGUGGGUGUGUACAGAAAGGGACAAGUGGAAAUCAUUCCCAAUGAGCAGGGUAACCGUAUUACUCCUUCCUACGUCGCUUGGGACGACAAGGAACGUAUGAUUGGUGAUGCUGCCAAGAACCAGGCCACCAUCAAUCCUGAGCGUACUAUUUUCGAUGUGAAGCGUCUGAUUGGUCGUAAGUACAAUGAUCCGACUGUUCAGCACGAUAAGAAGAUGUGGCCUUUCCAUGUGAUGGACAAGAAGGGAAAGCCCGUGAUUCAUGUGGAGACCAACAACGGACCGAAGGACUUCUCUCCUGAGGAAAUCUCCGCUAUGGUGCUGACCAAGAUGAAGCAGAUUGCCGAGUCUUAUUUGGGUGAGGAGGUGAAGAACGCUGUGAUCACUGUGCCUGCCUACUUCAACGAUGCGCAGCGUCAGGCUACGAAGGAUGCUGGAACGAUUGCGGGUCUGAGCGUGCAGCGUAUCAUUAACGAGCCCACUGCCGCUGCUAUUGCCUACGGUCUGGACAAGAAGGACGGAGAGAAGAACAUUCUUGUGUUCGAUCUUGGAGGUGGUACCUUCGAUGUGACGGUGCUGACGAUCGAUAACGGUGUGUUCGAGGUGCUGGCUACCAACGGAGAUACGCAUCUGGGAGGAGAGGAUUUCGACCAGGUGGUGAUGCAGUACAUGAUGAAGAUCUUCAAGAAGAAGUACAACAAGGACAUGUCUGGCGACAAGCGUGCUGUGCAGAAGCUGCGAAAGGAGGUGGAGCGUGUGAAGCGCGUGCUGUCCACUCAGCACCAGGCGAACAUCGAGAUCGAGGCUCUGUACGACGGCAUCGAUUUCUCGGAGACGCUCACGCGCGCUCGUUUUGAGAAGCUGAACAUGGAUCUCUUCAAGAAGACUCUGGGACCUGUGGAGAAGGUGCUGGCGGACGCGGAUCUGAAGAAGAAGGAGAUCGACGAGAUCGUGCUGGUCGGAGGCUCGACGCGUAUUCCCAAGGUGCAGGAGCUGCUGAAGGACUACUUCAACGGCAAGGAGCUGAACCGUGGAAUCAACCCCGAUGAGGCCGUGGCUUACGGAGCUGCCGUGCAGGGAGGAAUCCUGAGCGGAGAGGCCGCGGAGGAGACGAAGGACCUGCUGCUGCUGGAUGUGGCGCCCCUGUCGCUGGGUAUCGAGACGGUGGGAGGCCGUGAUCCCCACGAAGAAGUCGCAGGUGUUCUCGACGUGUUCGAGGGAGAGCGAUCGAUGACCAAGGACAACCACAAGCUGGGACAGUUCGACCUCAACGGAAUCGCCCCCGCGCCGCGCGGCGUGCCGCAGAUCGAGGUGACCUUCGAGAUCGAUGCCAACGGUAUUCUGCAGGUGUCCGCGGAGGAUAAGGGCACUGGCAAGAGCGAGUCCAUCACCAUCACUGCGGAGAAGGGACGUCUGAACGAGGACGAGAUCCAGCGCAUGGUCGAGGAGGCCGAGAUGUACGCGAAGGAGGACGAGGCGGCGCGCAACCGCGUGGACAAGCGCAACCAGCUGGAGAGCUACUGCUACCAGCUGAAGAACACGAUCUCGGACAAGGAGAAGGGAGUGGCCGACAAGAUCUCCGAGGAGGAUAAGGAGAAGAUCGAGGAGGCCGUCAAGGAGACGCUGGACUGGCUCGACGACAACGAUAGUGCGGAGGCCAGCGAGUACGAGGAGAAGCAGAAGGAGCUGGAGGCGGUCGCUAACCCGAUCAUGUCCCAGUUCUACCAGAACGCUGGAGGUGAGUCUGCGCCGGAGGAUGACGACGACGAGCUGUAAACUACUUUGAUAUAUUGGUAUUGUAAUGGUUGAAUCUUGAUCCUGUU